Messenger RNA from Ixodes scapularis (black-legged tick), 978 nucleotides. RefSeq names its product piggyBac transposable element-derived protein 3-like. The transcript has 3 exons. The coding region runs from base 1 to 978 and encodes 325 amino acids. The record is from RefSeq and is a predicted model, not a curated record. Lineage: Eukaryota; Metazoa; Arthropoda; Arachnida; Ixodida; Ixodidae.
AUGGCAGAGCCAAGCACAAGUGGUAUAGCGAUCAAGACGCGUGCAUUUUACGGUUGGUCUUCUUCUAAAACUGAAGCCCACAAGCCCCGGAAUAUUGUCAGCUAUAUGCCCACGGGGUACGACAGUGACCUCGGUGACUACAGCGAGCAAGGCCAGAAUGAGUACAUUCCGAAGAGCGCAAGCAAUCGUCUUGAGUGCGCUUCGAACAGCACCGACGAUUCAUCCGAGGACGAAAGCGAUGAUGCCAGGAGGUGCCCAAUGAAACAGUAUAUGCCAGGAAAACCAAACCCAUGGGGUAUCAAAUUGUGGGGGCGGGUAGGGUCUUCAGGCUUCCUUCACCAAUUUGAUGUUUAUCAAGGCCAAAUCAAAAGACAAAAUUUUGGGCUGGGUGGUGACGUGGCAAUAAAAAGGUGUGAACAUCUUCCGCACGAGAAAGGCUAUAAAGUAGCCGCCGACACAUUCUUCGCUUCUAUAGCUUUGGCGGCGGAAUUUUACAAGAAGGGUCUUGGAAUUGUGGGAACGCUGGGAAAUAACAGGCUUAAAGACUGCCGCCUCAAGACCGAAAGUGAUCUGAAGAGAUUGGGUCGUGGCGCCUUUGACUAUGCUGUGGACAACACGAGAAGUGUUGCGGUAAUAAAGCGGUUCGACAACAGAGCAGUAACACUGGUUUCCAACUAUGCAUCCACGGAGCCUGUCUGCACAGUUCGAGGAUGGGACAAAAAGGAAACAAUGUUUACUCAAGUAGAACAACCAGGAGUUGUCGCAACCUACUACUCCUUCAUGGGAGGAGUAGACCUGCUGAACUACCUGUCAGAACUUUAUAAAUUUCCUAUAAUAUCCCGAACAUGGUAUAUCUACUUGUUUUACCACACACUCAUGGUCGCUACUGUCAACGCAUGCCUUUUGUACACACGGAACUGCGCCCAACUGGAUGAGAGACACGUCAACCUGAGGCGAUUCCAAGCUGACGUCGCGUAG